AUGGUGUCAUCCUCUCUUGGUGCCCAGGUCGAUUCCUUGAAGCGGUCUUUCUGCGGCUUCCGAUUCGGUAAUGGCACACAACACAGGUCGAAAGGAAGCCGAGAUGAAGCACGGUUCGAUGGGGGACAACUUUUAAGGCGCUUUAGAAGCGCAAGAUUCAAUCAUUUCUUAGAAGAGGCUCGCGGCUGCUAUUUCUAGAAUUCACUAUUUCUAAUCCGAACGGACCAGAUCGUCCCGGUGCAAGAUCAUGGUUUUUCCACGACCAGCAUCGUGCCGAGCUACUCUUUCAGUAAAGCACAGCGAUUCGGCGCAGAGAUUGAGCGAGAGCCUUCAUUCUCGUGGCUAUUCGCAGCUCCCGCUAAUUUGGUGAGAUCUAUGUAUUCAUCUCACAUUUACAUGAGGCUUCUCGAGUGCUAGAAAGGAGAAGGAAGACGAGACGCAGUGUGUUCCUGUUGGUGAUGAAUCUUCAACGAGAUAGAUUCUUUUAUUUGCCUAGAAGUAACAAGAAUUCGACCGCAAAGAUGAACAUUCCGUGUCCUGCAAACGACAGAUGAACCCGAGCGACAGCCGGGCCACCGUAUUUGGCACUGCAGCACGUCUCACGAACGAGCUUUCUUCAACUGACGCCAAUCCAGGACCAGCUGCCUACAACUUGUCGCUGAGCAAGGAUCACGGAUGCAGAACGUCACCCGGUGUGACGACUCGCACUAGCAUGAAACGUUCUCUCGCCACUCGGAAAAGGGGCGCCGCUAGUAUUGUAGAGAAGGGCCGCAUUCGCCGUCUGCAGGAAAGGAUAUCAGCGCUGAGCAGCGAUGGAUGGACGCCGCUCGGACCCGGAGUCAGCUUUCGUCGAAACUUAUGACAUGACAAGAAAGAGGGGUAUUCGAAAAGCCUUUCAGAGAAAAAGUUUUUCUGUAGGAUCAUAUGUCUGUACUAGGCCGCAAGAACAGAACCCUUCAUUUUUCUCCUCCAUAAUGUAACGAAUUGGUCUGUGAUUUUUCACGAGGGAUCUCCUUCCCGCUGGCGGAGCGAAUGCCGGUGUGGGUACAAUUUGAUAUUUUUAAUUUUCUUGCACGUCAACAUGGUGAACCGAUUCAGAUUCAUCCGAUAGAGUAAAGGUCAUGAAAGGGUGCCACCUCACAAAUUUUGCUAGACACCGAAUGCGACCUCGGGAGUGGUUUCCGAUGGCUAUUCUGAGCUGUCUCGCCUACUACGAUCCGGCAAAGCCGUGCCACCGAGUGCACCCUUUGGCUCCUGUACAAGGGCACACUAUCGGGGAGUUUUUAUUCCGGAUCGAGCCGGACGAGCAGUCUAUUCGUGUGCGCAGCAGCAGAAAUUGAGUGGUCGAGAUUCCGGAAUGCUGCCGCAUCCGGAGCUACCUCUGCGACAAGAGGUGGUGCGGUUCUCAUGAGUUACAGAUCUACAUGGCAUAUUCACAUCUUCUUGUGAAACACACAGGAUUUCGCAGAGACACUUACAUCCAUAUUGAAGAGCUCGCUUCUGAUAUUUUCUCACACGUCGUGAUCCUUUGCAAGUACCUAGGAGAAACAUAGUGACUGUCGUGCUAGUAGCAUAAGCAAUUCAAGUGAACAAUUGCAAGACGUAUGAUCAUGAUGUCGUAAAAAAUCCGAUUCCUGUUGUCGUUUUGUUGUAUACCAUUGUUGUUGUGCACACCAGAUUGUAUAGGUGUUAAGUUAAUGUCCUGUAAGUUGUGCUUAAACAUGAUUGCAAGUUGCAUGAACUCCUGCUAGUCAGUUAAUCGAUUCAUUUCUGACCUAUUCCGCCCCACACCGAUUUUUUUAGAAAU
This is a messenger RNA of Amoebophrya sp. A25, 1807 nucleotides long. The record is from the annotation of a GenBank genome assembly. Lineage: Eukaryota; Dinophyceae; Syndiniales; Amoebophryaceae.